Molecule: messenger RNA, 1236 nt
Organism: Suillus plorans
Lineage: Eukaryota; Fungi; Basidiomycota; Agaricomycetes; Boletales; Suillaceae
Exons: 6
Coding region: 1-987 (328 amino acids)
Biological process (GO): chromatin remodeling
Cellular component (GO): Ino80 complex
Source: RefSeq, a predicted model, not a curated record
AUGAGGAGAGUCGUCAGAAGCGUGUCUAACGAUGACGACGACGAGUACAACGGUUCAGAUAUGCAAAUGUCGGAUUCGGGCUCUGACGCGGAAAUGGAGGUCGAUGAGGUGAAUCGGAAGCUCCAAGAAGAAAACGAUGACAAUGAAGGGGAAGAUGAGAAACUAGAGCCUGAGGACGAGGAUGAAGAACCUGAACCUGAACCAGAGGAUGCUCCAGAGUCUGAGGAGGCUUCUCCUCCUCCAUCUCCGCCCAAGCAGCCCCGUCUUAAGAUCAAACUCAAGCUACCGAGCGCGCCCAGCACUGAAGAUGCUGGAUCGCGUGGGCGUUCUGGUGAUAUCGACGUAGAGUCAGAAGAUGAAGAUGACGAAGGGGAGGCGGUGGGCUCUACGCGCCCGAUGACUUCCCGUCAGGCGGUUCUCGCGAGUGUUGUUGGUUCUUCGCAUGUAUCUCUAUCCACUGGCGAAUCCUCUCGAAAGAAGAAACAACUCACAGAGAGCGAGCUUGCACUUCGACGCGAAGAAACGGCACGAAAACGUCGUAAUCUCACUGAGAAAAAGCUCGAGGACGAGAAGGCAGAGACUAUCAACCGCCUCCUCAAAAAGCAGUCCAAGUCAAAGGCCAAGCGCAGCGCGCUCUCCACCGCAGAGGCCAGUGCAUCUGAAGGUGAGCGUGAGGUCGAGCAAGAGGAAAAGGAGGUCGUGCUACCGACCACUUGGCGGUGGGUGUCCAGCACACGACCUCUACCACGGGAGGAUAUUGCUCAGGGCAAGAUGCGCCUCACAUUAGGCGUGCCUAUCUCUGUUCUUUCCAGCACUUUGCUGGCACCACAGCCACCUCUACCAAAAGAGACGCCACAGUGUGACGUCCCUGGAUGCACUCAAACACGAAAAUACCGCCUAGUACGCGAUUGGGUCCGUGGGGCAUGUGGUCUCACGCAUCUCAAGGUUCUAGAGGUGGAGGCGAGUACGAAGAUGGAGAUUGCGUGAUCAGGAGUUUCACGGCACUUUAGGAAGUCCGUGCAUUUUGUCUUGUGACAUGUCGUUUCGGGACUCAUGAUUUUCAAGGUGUAGAUCGUCGUCAUUUGCAACUUGUUCUCGCAGUUACUUGUUAAGCUUAUUCACUGUACUAUGAAUUCAUGGCGCUUUCACUUGGUUUACAUAACCUUUUAGGCGUUGACAUUUCACAACGGUAGUUGUGUCCUAAUGGAGAUCAUCCCCAUGGUCUGGAAGUCUUCA